AGAUCUUUCUAGAACCUCAUUUGUGGAACGAACGACCACUUCUUAAUAUUCUCAAAAGUUCCCCCACAAACCCCUCUUCUCGCCCCCAUCCUCUUUAUUAGGGCUUUACUCUCCACAAUUCCAUUCCACAAGUUCGUCUUCUCAUUCUCAAACUAUUGAGGAAAGUAACAAGUUGCAGUUCUUAACAAAGGAUGAGUGUGGUCGGGUUUGAUCUCGGGAACGAAAGUUGCGUUGUGGCGGUUGCGAGACAAAGGGGGAUUGACGUUGUUCUUAAUGACGAGUCGAAGCGUGAGACGCCUGCUAUUGUGUGUUUCGGUGAGAAACAGCGGUUUCUUGGAACAGCUGGUGCUGCGUCGAGCAUGAUGAACCCGAAGAAUACUAUUUCUCAGAUUAAGCGGUUGAUAGGGCGGCCUUUUUCUGAUCCUGAGUUGCAACAGGAUCUUAAGGCGUUGCCGUUUGCUGUUACCGAGGGACCUGAUGGGUUCCCGUUGAUUCAUGCUCAGUAUCUUGGGGAAACGAAGACGUUUACUCCGACUCAGGUUAUGGGUAUGGUUUUUUCGAACAUGAAGACGAUAGCUGAAAAGAAUUUAAAUGCAGCAGUUGUGGAUUGUUGCAUUGGGAUUCCGAUUUAUUUCACUGAUCUUCAAAGACGGGCUGUUAUGGAUGCGGCUAAAAUAGCUGGGUUGCAUCCUUUACGGUUGAUGCAUGAGACAACUGCAACCGCUUUAGCGUAUGGAAUAUACAAGACCGACUUGCCUGAGAAUGAGCAGCUCAAUGUAGCCUUUGUCGACAUUGGGCAUGCUAGCAUGCAGGUCUGCAUAGCAGGCUUCAAGAAAGGCCAAUUGAAGAUAUUGGCUCAUUCAUUUGAUCGCUGUCUUGGUGGGAGGGAUUUCGAUGAGGUUUUGUUCCAACACUUUGCCGAAAAAUUCAAAACAGAGUACAAAAUUGACGUGUUUACGAACGCAAGAGCUUGCCUUAGGCUUCGUGCUGCAUGUGAAAAGCUGAAGAAAGUACUUAGUGCAAAUCCAGAGGCACCGAUGAACAUAGAAUGCUUGUUGGAUGACAAAGAUGUUAGAGGUUUUAUAAAACGAGACGAGUUUGAACAAAUUAGCACUUCAAUAUUAGAACGUGUAAAGAAACCUCUGGAGAAGGCUCUUUCGGAGGCUCAACUCACAGUUGAUAAUAUAUAUGCUGUGGAGGUUGUUGGUUCGGGUUCUAGGGUUCCGGCUGUAAUCAAGAUUUUGACAGAAUACUUCGGGAAAGAGCCGAGGCGUACCAUGAAUGCAAGCGAGUGUGUCUCUAAAGGCUGUGCUCUGGAAUGCGCUAUUCUUAGUCCCACCUUUAAAGUUAGAGAGUUUCAGGUCCAAGAAAGCUUUCCGUUCUCAAUUGCUUUAACAUGGAAAGGAUCUGCACAAGAAUCCCAGAACGGAAACGCGGAGAAUCAACAAAGCAGUAUUGUAUUCCCGAAGGGAAAUCAAAUUCCCAGUGUGAAAGCUUUGACUUUCUACAGGACUGGCACAUUUUCAGUUGACCUACAGUAUGCAGAUGUCAGUGAAUUGCAGGCACCGCCAAAAAUCAGUACUUACACGAUUGGUCCAUUCCAAGCAACACAAGGUGACCGUGCGAAGGUCAAAGUAAAAGCCCGUUUGAAUUUGCAUGGAGUUGUCUCUGUGGAAUCUGCGCAGCUUAUUGAAGAAGAGGAAGUUGAAGUUCCAGUGUCGAAAGAACCAUCAAAGAUGGAUGUUGAUAAGGCUCCCGCUGACGUGGCGUCUACCAAUGAAACUGAUGUAAAUAUGCAGGAUGCUCCUGUGACUGAGAACGGUGCUCAAGAGGCAGGAGACAACCCUGUUCAGAUGGAGGCUGAUACCAAGGUGGAGGUUCCAAAGAAAAAGGUCAAAAAAGUCAACAUACCAGUUUCUGAGUUGAUCUACGGGGCAAUGUUAGCUGCUGAUGUGGAGAAAGCAAUAGAGAAGGAGUUUGAAAUGGCGUUACAGGACCGGGUUAUGGAAGAAACAAAGGACAAAAAGAAUGCUGUGGAAGCCUAUGUCUAUGAUAUGAGGAACAAGUUGCAUGAUAAAUUGCACGAGUUUGUUACGGAACCAGAGAGAGAAGCGUUUAUAGCUAAACUUCAAGAAACCGAAGAUUGGUUGUAUGAAGACGGUGAAGAUGAAACUAAAGGUGUAUACAUUGCCAAACUUGAUGAGCUCAAAAAGCAAGGUGAUCCCAUUGAACAACGGUACAAGGAGCACGCUGAAAGAGGAUCUUUUGUUGACCAACUGGUCAGUGUUAUUAACGGGUACAGGCAGGCUGCGGCAUCUGGUGAUCAGAAGUAUGAACACAUUGAUUUAAGUGAGAAGCAGAAGGUCUUGAACGAGUGCUUAGAAGCCGAAACUUGGUUGCGAGAGUCGCAGCAACUUCAAGACACGCUUCCUAAGCACGCUGAACCUGUUCUUCUGUCAUCAGAUAUUAGAAAGAAAGCAGAAACAAUUGAUAGGGUCUGUAGGCCAAUAAUGUCGAAACCGAAGCCAGCACCGCCAAAGCCAUCUACUCCCGAGAAACCGUCUUCACCUGCACCAACUCAGGAAGGUGAGCAGCCUACUCAAGCCGAGAGUGCCCCAAGCCCGAACCCAAGUGAGGAAAACAAUGAGGAUUCUGAUGAGCCAGCAGCAAUGGAAACAGAGAAGCCUGAGGCUGCAGCAUAAGGCCUAGUGAUUGGUUUUGUGUCGAUUGUGUGUUUUAUGGAGGACUGGGUACGCGUUUCAUUUGUAUAAUCAUGAAGAUAGGUUUUGGUGGGUUUUCGGGUGACAUUAGUCACCCGAUCUAUUUUGUUGGAUCCGUUAUCUUGGUUUAAAAUUAUUUGAAAGUGAAGGUUUAGGUCCACGUACUCGAGGGUGUGUUCAAUUAGCAAGAUUAUUGGUUUUUAGUGGAUGCAAUUGAAACAUGUACCUGUAUUCUGGAUGAAUUUUGCUAAAUGUCCCCUUUGAUUUGCACAAAAUUGUUUAGUGCAUCCUA
Molecule: messenger RNA, 3012 nt
Organism: Helianthus annuus (common sunflower)
Lineage: Eukaryota; Viridiplantae; Streptophyta; Magnoliopsida; Asterales; Asteraceae
Product: heat shock 70 kDa protein 15
Exons: 10
Coding region: 192-2702 (836 amino acids)
Biological process (GO): protein folding
Cellular component (GO): nucleus; cytosol
Molecular function (GO): ATP binding; ATP-dependent protein folding chaperone
Source: RefSeq, a predicted model, not a curated record